AUGAUCGAAGACGAUUUUUACCGCACCUCGUCACAGUUCCGCCUGUGGUCCUUCACAGAGGACUCUCUACGAUCACUACGGCAAAACACAAACAGUCUCGCAAGUGACCGCGUACGAGAUGCGCUUCGCCGAGCGCGCGAGUCACGACAGUCCGCCAACUCGUCUGCGGCCGGCACACCGAAUCCGAAUGGAAGCGACGCGGAUAGCAAACCCGGGGAUGAAAAGAAUAUCGAAUGUCUGACGCCGGAAGAGGAGCAGGACCUCGUGCGGUAUUACUGCGAGCAGAUUGUUCAGUUGGGAGAGAGCUAUAAGCCUCCCCUGCCGACGAUAGUGAGGGCCACGGCAAUCCAGUACCUUCGCCGCUUCUACUUGACCAACUCGCCCAUGACCUAUCACCCCAAAACCAUCAUGCCCUGCGCCCUCUUCAUCGCUACAAAGACCGACAACUACUACUUAUCCCUCCGCCAGUUCGCCGAAGGCGUACCGGGCGACACGUCCGCAGAGGACAUCAUCGCCCCCGAAUUCCUCGUCAUGCAAAGCCUCCGCUUCACCUUUGACGUCCGCCACCCUUUCCGCGGCCUCGAAGGCGGGAUCAUGGAACUCACCGCGAUAUCCCAGGGCCUGGCCCAACCCGCACCGCACACACCGCACCAAUCCCCCGAGGACCUCCGGCGCACGAUGCUCUCCCUCCCGCAACCCCCCAAUACCCAAUCCUCCUCCUCCUCCUCCUCGAUAUCCGACCGCCUCGCGCGCGCGCACCACAACACGCGCGAGAUCCUCAAAUCCGCCGCGCAAAUGACCGACGCGUACUUCUUCUACACCCCGGCGCAGAUCUGGCUCGCCGCCCUCUGGAUCGCAGACAGACCCCUCGCCGAAUUCUACCUCGACACGAAACUCGCCGCCCCGGAUCUCGACGCCACGCACCCACUCACCCAACUCCGCUCCAAAGUCCUCGCAACACUAGACAGCUGCUCCGCACUCCUCCAAUCCUACAAACCCCUCGCCUCAGACCCCGACCAGAAAAAGGCGCUCCGCCGCAUCGGGAAGAAGCUAUACCACUGCCAGAAUCCAGAGAAGGUUAAUCUGGCUGGCCAGAAACGGAUUCCGGCUGCGGCGAUGGCGGCAGCCGCUGCGUCGGCGAGUGACCCCGCGACGCCGGAAAGCGAGAUGGAGCGGUUGGCGAAGAAACGGAAGCUUGAGAGUGAGGCGAAGCGGAGAGAUGAUAUCUUUGGAGGGGAGUUGGUUAUGGAGAGAACGAAGGAGAGGCAGGGGUAG
Aspergillus calidoustus is the source of this 1275-nucleotide messenger RNA. The record is from the annotation of a GenBank genome assembly. Lineage: Eukaryota; Fungi; Ascomycota; Eurotiomycetes; Eurotiales; Aspergillaceae.